CCCAGUGAGAGAGCAGCGAUGACAGUGAUGCAAGGCAUGCUUCUGAGGAGCCUGCAGCCUAUCCAGACACUGCCGACCGGACCAGUUUGGAAUAUACUCCCCGUUUACAACUCUCCAUCUGUUCUCCACCUGCUUCAACUGCACCUGAGUUUGCUUUGAGCGCAUUUUAAAACCAGAAACACUCUCAAACGGCUUCUUUUUUUUCCCUUUUUUGUUUGACAUUUCUUUAAUGAAUUUGGCUGUAGUCUGUCCAAAAACUCGUAGAUGCCCCUUCUCCCAAAUGCUUCGCCUGCCAGUCUCGCUUUGCAUGUGGGUAUAGCCGGUGGUUCCAGCCUGCGUCCAGGUGGUUUUACGGGAAAAGGUUUCACAGGGAAUAUUUUAUUUUUCAUUUAGAUAAAGAAAUCCCUCUUUAUCUUUUGGAAGCGCGACCACUAUUUAUUUAUUUUUUCACAAUGGCUGAUGCUAACGCGGAAUGCAAUAUCAAGGUGUUGUGUCGAUUUCGUCCUCUGAACAAGUCCGAAAUUAUCCGCGGAGAUAAGUUCAUCCCAUUAUUUCAAAGAGAAGACAGUGUCACCCUCGGGGGGAAGUCGUACGUAUUUGACCAGGUGCUCCCCACUAACGCCACUCAGGAACAGGUCUACAACGCCUGCGCCAAGCAGAUUGUCAAAGAUGUACUGGGUGGAUACAAUGGGACUAUCUUUGCCUAUGGGCAGACCUCCUCUGGAAAAACACACACCAUGGAGGGGAACCUUCAUGAUCCCGAGGGAAUGGGUAUCAUUCCCCGGAUCUCAGAGGACAUCUUUGAACAUAUAUUUGCCAUGGACGAGAACCUAGAAUUCCACAUAAAGGUCUCCUACUUUGAGAUCUACAUGGAUAAAAUCCGGGACCUGCUGGAUGUUACAAAAACCAACCUCUCAGUGCAUGAAGACAAAUACAGAGUUCCUUAUGUGAAGGGCUGCACAGAGCGCUUUGUCACAAGCCCUGAGGAAGUGAUGGAUGUGAUAGAUGAAGGGAAGGCCAGCCGUCACGUUGCUGUCACCAACAUGAAUGAGCACAGUUCCCGCAGUCACAGCAUCUUCCUGAUUAACAUCAAACAAGAAAACGUGGAGACUGAGCAGAAACUGAGUGGGAAGCUGUACCUUGUCGACCUAGCUGGUAGUGAGAAGGUCAGUAAGACAGGUGCAGAGGGAGCAGUGCUGGAUGAGGCCAAGAACAUCAACAAGUCUCUGUCGGCCCUGGGGAACGUCAUAUCAGCCUUGGCCGAAGGAACGAAAUCCCACGUGCCGUACCGUGACAGCAAAAUGACUCGCAUCUUACAAGACUCGCUGGGCGGGAACUGUCGCACCACCAUGUUCAUCUGUUGCUCUCCCUCCAGUUACAAUGAAGCAGAGACCAAAUCCACCUUGAUGUUUGGCCAACGAGCCAAGACCAUUAGAAAUACUGUAUCAGUGAACCUGGAGCUCACAGCAGAGCAGUGGAAGAAGAAGUACGAAAAGGAGAAGGAGAAGAACAGGUCAAUGAAGGAGACUGUUCAAAGACUGGAGGCUGAGCUCAACCGCUGGAGGAACGGUGAGGGUGUUGUGUUAGAGCAUCUGAGCCCGGGAUCGGAGGAAGUCCCCCUGGUGCCGCCUGAAUCUGAGGUGCCAAUUCUUGACAUCUGCAGCCCCUGCAGCCCUUGUUCCCUUGCCUCCUCCAUUGUGGUUCACAUCUCUGAGGAGGAGCGACAGAAGUAUGAGGAGGAGAUCCGCAAGCUUUACAAACAAUUGGAUGAUAAGGAUGAUGAGAUCAACCACCAGAGCCAGAUGGUUGAGAAACUGAAGGAGCAGAUGCUCGACCAGGAGGAGCUUUUGGCAUCAUCCAGGGGUGACAGUGAGAAGGUGCAGUCAGAGCUCGGCAGGCUGCAGACAGAGAAUGAAUCUGCUAAAGCCGAGGUGAAGGAAGUUCUCCAGGCCCUGGAGGAGCUGGCAGUCAACUAUGACCAGAAGAGCCUAGAGGUAGAGGAGAAGAGCGUGCAGAACAAGCUGCUGGCUGAAGAGCUCGCAAAGAAAAUGGCUCACCUCAUGGCUUUAGAGGCGGAGCUGUCCCGUAUCCAGGAAGUGAGCAGCCACCAAAGGAAACGCAUCGCUGAGAUUCUCAAUGGGCUGAUGAGGGACCUGAGUGAGUUCAGCACCAUCGUUGGAAACAGAGACAUCAAGCUGCCCAUGGAGAUUACUGGUGUGAUCGAGGAGGAGUUCACAGUGGCUCGCCUCUACAUCAGCAAGAUAAAGUCAGAGGUGAAGUCGAUGGUGAAGCGCUGCCGCCACCUGGAAAACCUUCAGACGGAGUGUCACCGCAAGAUGGAGGAGACAGGCAGAGAGCUGUCCUCAUGUCACCUCCUCGUUUCACAGCAUGAGGCAAAGAUACGCUCUCUAACAGACUACAUGCAGAAUGUGGAGCUGAAGAAGAGACACCUGGAGGACAGCUAUGACUCUCUGAGCGAGGAGCUGGCCCAACUCCAAGCUCAAGAGAGCAUGUCACAGAUGACCAGGGGGGAAAAUCACACAUCUGUCCAGGAUUCCUGUGAUAUAAAGAGGGCUCUAGAGCAGCAGAUGGAGUCACACCGUGAGGCGCACAGCAAACAGCUUGGCCGCCUGCGAGACGAGAUCAAUGAGAAGCAGAAGAUCAUCGACGACUUAACUGAUUGUAACCAGAAGCAGCAUCUGGAGUUGAAGCAACUGCAUUGUGACUUUGAACGUCUCAAGUGCCAAGAGCAUCACAAGAGCCGGCAGCUGGAGGAACUGACAUUUCUUCAUGAGCGCCAUGAGCAGUCAAAGCAGGACCUCAAAGGGCUGGAAGAGACUGUUGCUCGUGAGCUCCACACCCUGCACAACCUCCGCAAGCUUUUUGUUCAAGACCUCACCACUCGAGUUAGAAAAAGUGCAGGGAUGGACCCUGACGAUAGCGGCGGAUAUAUCACCCAGAAACAGAAGAUUUCCUUUCUUGAAAACAACCUGGACCAGCUUACAAAAGUUCACAAGCAGCUGGUGCGUGACAAUGCAGAUCUUCGCUGUGAGCUUCCAAAACUGGAGAAACGUCUUCGGUCUACAGCUGAGCGAGUUAAGGCGCUGGAGGGCGCCCUGAAGGAGGCGAAGGAAGGAGCCAUGAAGGACCGCCACCGCUACCAGCAGGAAGUGGAGCGCAUCAAAGAUGUGAUGAGGACUCGCAAUCCGUUUCGCCGGCCACAUGCUGCACAGAUAGCCAAACCUGUGCGUCCUGGCCACUACCCAGCCUGCUCCCCAACCAACCCCUUCUUCAUACGAGGCUACAGCGAUCACCCCAUUGCCUUCUGCAAAGCUGGUUUCCACAACAGCAACAACCAAGAAGCAGCUGCUCCAGCUGCUCCUGCUGCUCCUGCUGCUCCUGCUGCUCCUUCUGCUCCUGUAACUCCAGAGAGUGAGCCCUGGUUACCCAAAGCCAACUCCAACCAGAACAGCCCCACCAAACACCACGACUCCCAAACCAACGAUUCACACAACAGCGACGCUCAGGACAACAUCCUUCCAGCUGAACCCCUGAGCCAAGCAGAGAAGAGCACCGCAGAGAUGCUUGAUUCGGAAAAUGAACUGACGUCUGUGACAAUCAGGACCCAGCCAAACUCUACAGCCUGCAGCCAGAGGCUUCAGCCAGCUAAUAGUCCUGAACAGGUAAGACAGCAGAGAAAAAUGGCACAACUCUUAUAUUUAUUUGCUGCAGAACACAGGUUCAUGAAUCACAGGUCAAAAAAUAGGCAUUAAAUGUACAAAUCUCACAAGUAACCAAGCAACCAAAGCCAUACUCUUCUGAAUCUAUCCAUAAUAGGUUUGACAUAGCAUCUAAAAAAUCCACCCUUGAAGCAGCUUUUCUCCAUCAGUUGCUAGUGUUUAGCUGUUGUUCUAUUUGCACUGGAUGUAUAGACUUACAUUUAUAAAUAACCAAAUGUUAUGACAACCUGACUAGUUUGGAAUUGUCCAAUUAAACACUGUGAUUUCACUUUAUGCAACUGAUUUUGAAGCUUUUUUCGGUUAUAGCUGCACAAUAUGUUUUUUUUUUUUUAAAUGUGCUUCAAAACUGCAUAUGUACACAUUAAUUGUCUUCGCCUCAACAGUAACAUUAAACGUCUGUGAUUCCAUACAGAUUUCCGUGUUACAUAAUAUACAUUUAUGUGAAUUCAUGUGUUUAAUCCUGAGAACCACAGGUUUAUUUUAUGAAAGCAAUGUGUAAGCACUGCUUACACAAAGAUCCUGAAUGUGGCAACGUUGUCUUGCACAUGAUUGUGACUCUUGCAUGGUAGUGUGUGGGUUGCAGGUAUGAGAUUUGUUUUGAUUAUUGAAAAAUGUUAAGAUUAACAGGAAAGGAAAUUAUCUCAUGUUUCAAAUUGCAGAUGUUCUCUUCUUAUUAAUACUUUUGCUUUCAGAAUAGGAACUUUUUCCAGCAAUUAAAAAAUCUACGAUAUACUAAAUUACUAUAAAAAUGUAUAUAUUGGUUUGGGAGCAGAUGUUAUCUUGUGAACCAUCACUUUGACUUUAGAGGCUAUUGGGUCUGAGCUCCUGGGUGCUGUGUGGAGUUUACAGCAGAAACCUUGCCAGCUGCCAGGGUGAAGAGACUUAUUUUUUCUGGGGUCUCCCAAACUAAAAAUACCUACACUCAGUGGCUGCACUGUGAGACACUUUGCACAAAAAUAGCCAACAAAGAGCAUCUGUCUCAGAUCAGUAGUUUUUUUUAUUUCAUAAAUCCCAGCCAAGAGCUAAAGAUUACAAAUUCUAAAAACAUUUUUUCAAUGUCUUUUCUCUGGGAAAGACCCGUAUGAGAAAGGUGGAUUAAAUUAUCACUGGCUCUGGGUUUUUACUAUAUCCCACUGCUUUUGCUGUCACGGGAUUCAUUUAUUACUCUUUUCAUGUAUUCAACUUAAUAAUAUCCAGCACCCCUUGUCACAGGCACACAGGGAGUGAAUUGACCUAUUUUGCAGAACUAGUGCUGUAAUUUAAUUUUCUACUUUAGGAAAAACUAGCAAUGUGUAAUGUGCUGGCACUCUAUAUAGCACUCAACCUGCAGACUGAGGACUGGUCUAUGUUAUAUGAUGAAAUAUAAAAGUUAUUCUAACUCUUCUAGCUAUAUAGGCUGCCAUGAAGUUUUCUGCAGAGUAAAUAUAUAAGUUUUGCACAGUGCUGGUGAAUUUUACAUCCUAUGAAGUCUAAAUUUGGCCCCAGAGUGUUCCAUGCAGUUCCCAAACACAAGUAGCUCUCAGUGAAGACACCAGAAAUGAAAUGACUUGAGAUGUGUUCCUUCUGGCAAUGUACGCUUGACUCACUGGCUGCUCUCUCUUCUUUUAUGCCAUCGUUCGCACUCCCUGUGUCUCUUGAAUGUAUCUGAAUGUCUCUCUUACUUUCUGUUUCUCUGUGUGUUUCUCUCUCUCUCUCUCUCUCUCUCUCUCACCAGGCAGACGUUUUUCUCUGAGCCCUCCUCUAUAAAUCUGCAUGCAGCUGAUCACUGUCCUCCAAGCCUCUCUUUCCUCUCCCAUCCUCACCUGUUGUAAACAGACCUCUAUCUCUCCCCUGUUUCCCUUUUCCUCCCCCUGCUUGAUCCUCUUCAAUCCCUUCUCCUUCCUGUUUAAUGAUGUGGGGUGUAUGUGGGUAUUGGUAGGAUUCAUGGCAAGCGCUGCAUUUCAAAUUUGUGAACUGGCAGCUUACACCCAUAUUGCUACACACCCUCCCCCAUGAAUACAGAGGGACCACAAAUAGAAAGGUGGGGAAGUGAAGGUGUGUCGUGCUGUAGUUAACCACUAGGGUGUGGUGUUUGUCUCAAUGAGGGGACAUAAAAACCAGUACAUUGACCAGUAAGAUAAGGUUAGUCUUUAUCAUUAUUAUUAUUAUUAUUAUUAUUAUUACGAUUAAACGUACGUAUGGAUCUGAAAACUCCAAGUAAAACACUGUUAAGCAAUAUGAAAACGGUGUGAACCUCGAGCUCAGUUUACUAAUAUUUAUACUUCUGACUGUGCAUGUUGAUUUGCAAUGUUGGUCUUCAGCUUUUCUCGGAAAAUACAUGACAGAGGAAGAGAGCUAGUGAGGCAACAUUAUCAUGAAAUGUUUCAGUCUAAACACCAGUGCAGGAGAAGUGCUGUCAGUCAAUGUAAAUGGAAAAAUCAGCCUUAAAAAUGACACGUGUUUACAGAAUAAUUAGGCAUUAUUUAGCUGGCAAUACUCAGCUGGCAUUAUUAAGUAUUUUUGUUAAUGUAAAUAAAUCUCAUGAAAAGACCAAAACCAUCAAUGCAUUCCUCUGUCUCUCAGUAUUUUCCGACUUGCCCAGCCUUGCCUGUGGCUUUCAGUCUGAAGCCAACUGAAGAUGUAUGUUUUAAAAACCGACCUUGAAUAUAUUAUUUGUUUUAAAAAAGUCUCAGUAAUUUGUGUUGGGGACUAUUUUCAGCCGUGGAUUAUACGAUUAUAUAAAAAAAAUAGCGCAUCCAUUGCAGCAGUGUGGCUUAUUGAUGUGUUUUUGAAAACAAUGGCGGUCAUUGGAACGGAGGAGUAAGCUACUAUAUAUCAGGCUUUAAUACCAUACCUGCAGUACUUCACAAUAAGAAAAAGACUUCUCCUUUUAAGUGAGUUUUGAAACAUUGGGCAGUUUCAAUCCAAACUGAAAGCAAUGUUAAAGCUAAUUGCAAUAUGAAUUUUUAGAAACAGUGUCAGUAGUCAUAGCAACAAUAUAGUCUAUAAUGUGUUAUGUCAUGUAGGCUGCUGUUGCCAUGUAGGUAGACCAACGCACACUAAACUGAAAGACACAUAUUGCAGCAGUUGAAACAUGGCCAAGCCUUAAUUUAGACACAAGAUGAUUUCUCAUAUUUGACCUGUUUUUUACUCAAAUUAAACAAAGGUAAAUUAAGCUUAUAUACGCACAGUACGGUAUAUAACUUGUCAAGACUUUUCAAGACACAACAGUUUUGUAUUUUGGUACCCUUGGAGGAUAUAUAUUUUUUUCUUGUUAGAUUAAGAGGGAUAAUAAACCAAAUAACCCCCAUAUCCACAUACCAGACAGUAGCCGCCUCUAGCAAGUUCACGCUUUUUGUAAAAACCUCACCUUAAAUCUUAAAGCUUCAGAUUGUUCUGGCAGUAGCGCUAUCUUACCAAGAGCAGGAAGAACCAGAGUGGCAAAUGAAGAAGCUGGUUAGUGAAUUGUUUAAAAUAAAACAGUCAAGUAUUCAGUGGUUAAGUCACCCCAUGUCUGACCUUUGCUACACUGCACUGGUUUUAACUGGUCUGAAAAUAAAUUUCAUAUGAACCAUAAAGGGAAGUCUAAAACACAUGGUUCCUGAUUGUUUAAAAAAAAAAAAAAAAACCUGACUGUGUUGUUGUAGAGAGACUUUUAAACUGUAAAUUAUCCCUACAAAAGCUGCCUGUCAGGGACCGUCUGUGAGAUAUUCAGUCAUUGUCAUGUCAACCAAAAGCAUGGCAGAGUGAAAAAAAAGAUCUGUGUAGCAACUAUUUUUAUACCACUAGUUCUACUUUAAAAUUAAUAUAUAUUGUUAUCAUUUACUCCAUUUUAAAUGUUAUUUGUUUGCUAUUUAUUCUUCAUUUAUAGCAGUUGUUGAAUGUGAAGCAUUUGCAUUUGUUUUGAUGUGUAAAUGUAUCAUGUUGACAGUGUUUCUUACACUGCAGAAUACUUUUGGAUUGUUUUGUCAUUGAAUUAAAAUGUGUGCAUGUGUGCAGCUGCUGUUCCAAUAUACAUUUGUUCAGGAGAUACCUAAUCUUAUGGCUCUUUACGAACAACCUAGGAUUGAAACCAAAGCCCUGAUUGUAGUGAGUCACCUAAAGAGGAUCUUGCUCCACAAUAGUCUAUAUAGUUGAGAUGGAGACAUGAACCAAGGGUUACUGUAGGUUAUCAAGAGCUGAUACAGCCCUGUCUUAUCCCUCUGACACACACUUUAGAUAUAGUGCCUCAUCAGCCAAUGAGGUAUUUGACCUUUGACCAAAGUACAGAAUAUCCGGUAUUACUUAGGUGCAGUCUGAGCAGAUUGACUGACUACGCACACUGACAGUCAGUCAAUCCAGGCUGCCCAUUAAGCCCUCUCUGUUGACCUCCUGAUCAACCAGUCAGGAUGAGAGAGUCAAGGGUGAUACUGGACGGACUGUAUGUGUGUGUGUGCAUGUGCAUAUCUCUGUGUGUAUUUUGGGGAGAGAACAGGAGCUGUAUCUUCUUAGCAGAGUCUCUUACUCUUCGACUUUCUGUGAUCUUUUUAACAAAACAGAUCAGUAUCUGUUAGCUUUAGAUUACAGCCUGUAAGUUACAGUGUAAGCGUUGUGUACAGACGGGGUGCCAAUGAAAUACUUACUAGGUACGAGUGAAGCAGUGUAAUGCAUACCAUAUUAAUAAUAAUAAGCACUCUGUAUUUAAACUUUAACAAUUUAAUCUACCAAACUAAAUAGAUAAUUAAUAUAUCAUCAUUUUCUAAAUAAAUUAUGCCAUUAUGAUACAACUGUUGCCCAAUUUUCCCUCUUAUACACAAAGUUGUUAACCCUCUUCUACCCUAACAUCUUGUCUUCCCCUGUACUUCCUUCCACACAUUUGUCCCAUAUAAUUAUUCAGUAAGUAUUUAUUGAUGCACUGUGUAUACUUAAUGUAUUACAUUGUAAAUUGAGCUGCAAUCUAAAGCGCUACCAACAGACCCACUCAUUAUAUUGAGACUUAUCAGAAAUACAUGAGGCACCUUAUCACAUUAUUUUCUUUAUGCUUUUCCCUUUUUGCUGACUUCAACUUUCUCCAGAAGGUCAAAAAUGGUCGUUGAAUUUGAGAAACGUUUACAUUAUCAUUGAUUUUGAGUGUUUUUACACAACCUAUAGAAACCAUGAAUUGAAUGUGAAUGGCCCUUUUGUCAAUCUGCUGUUAAUCAUUGAAAGCCACAAAGAAAACAAUGACAUGAACUAUGGUUGUACACUGAGCUGUAAAUGUAGGGAUGAUUGAGUGUAGAAUUUAUUUUCAGUCUUAUUGUUCUGUUUGUCUUACAGUAAUUGUAACCAAUCUGAAAAAAUACUCUGGCAAGGUAAAUAAUAUGUGACACUGUAGCCUAAAUAUGCAGAAAUAAAACUAUGACAAGGAUGGUAGGGUGGUUUAAAAAAAGGCAAAAUGUCUGUGUCUGUUUGUACAUUUAUGCGUUGGUUGGUUUGUUUAUAGCGUGUGAUUUAGUGCAUGCAGUACUUUCUUCUGUAGCUGCUGAGAAACAGUACUGUUAUCUCAUGAAACUCCUUCCAAUAAAGAUGAUCCUGUGUAAAUAUCA
Molecule: messenger RNA, 9283 nt
Organism: Dicentrarchus labrax (European seabass)
Lineage: Eukaryota; Metazoa; Chordata; Actinopteri; Moronidae
Gene: kif5ab
Product: kinesin family member 5A, b
Exons: 27
Coding region: 453-3773 (1106 amino acids)
Biological process (GO): microtubule-based movement; mitotic spindle organization
Molecular function (GO): ATP binding; microtubule motor activity; microtubule binding
Source: RefSeq, a predicted model, not a curated record